AUGUCGGACAAUAAACGUAGAGCCGAGCCUGAUGUACAUAAUGCAGCUGGAGCUCCAUCUGCUCCUGUACUUGAGCAGAGUGAACGACAGACAAUGAGCAACGAACAUGGAAACGGGGCAGGAUAUCCGAAUUUAAACCAAGGUGCUACCGGUUCUACAGAAGAGCGAAGAGCUGGUGCAACUGCUACAGGGGAGCCAUCACCAUAUACUGAGCCGCCACCGGCCUACCAUGCAGCAAUGGGCUAUCCUACCACACCUUAUCCAGUGGAUGGUGGUGUGCAACCAGCCUAUCCACCAAAACCGUAUCCACAGUAUCCUGUACCUAAUCAGCCUCCUAUUUAUCACGCAAUACACACUGUCGGUGGGGCACCAAAUCAGCAACAAGCUCCUCCACCAGGCACGACUCAUGUUGUUGUUGCAGUUGCCAAUGGAUCCAUCUGCCCUUUUUGUAACGUUGGAGUAGUUACGAGAGAAACUGACAUGUGCUGUCUGAUUUGCCUGAUUCUAUUGACGAUUUUCACAUUUCCAUUUGGAUUGGUAUUUCUGUGUUGCUUGCCCUGUGCAGUAACUCGUCGCUGUUCUAACUGUCUUAGAACUAUGUAA
Molecule: messenger RNA, 603 nt
Organism: Haemonchus placei
Lineage: Eukaryota; Metazoa; Nematoda; Chromadorea; Rhabditida; Trichostrongylidae
Source: the annotation of a GenBank genome assembly